Molecule: messenger RNA, 2636 nt
Organism: Bombus pascuorum
Lineage: Eukaryota; Metazoa; Arthropoda; Insecta; Hymenoptera; Apidae
Product: green-sensitive opsin-like
Exons: 6
Coding region: 581-1573 (330 amino acids)
Biological process (GO): G protein-coupled receptor signaling pathway
Cellular component (GO): photoreceptor outer segment; membrane
Molecular function (GO): G protein-coupled receptor activity
Source: RefSeq, a predicted model, not a curated record
CGAUUCCAGCAUCAGCUCUCAGGAUUGUACUUCCAACCAGAUCUCCAGUUCUUUCAUCACCUAGUUUCCAUCAUGAUACAUCUAUCCUCAAGAGAGAAUAUCCUUACCCAAUGCAAUUAAGUGCACCAAGUGACCGGAGGUUGAAAACAAUAUGACCAUGUGAUUGUUGAUUUCAUCCUGAUGGAAUGAAACUGGCAACCGCGAGGGGUUGAAAGGGGGUUGCUGCUGUAGUUUCGCGCAUGCUGUUUCUACCUGCCGGCAAGAGGGUUGGUUUUAGCGGGUAACGGCGACUGAUAGAGAGUACGUGCAGCCGGAGGAAAGGGUAGUUUCAUCCGGGCUUUAUAUAAGGGUAGGUACAGUUUGAAACUUAGUCAUAAACUGCUUUUGGUUGAUGCAUGUAGUCCGCUUCUUGCGCGACUUCGAAAAGGAACGUGAUCUAUCCGACGAUUAACGCGUUCAAUCGACACGUGGUGCUUUUUCGUUUGCUUUUUCUCCUUUUUCGUGUCGGUGAUAAAAAAAAAAUAAAAAAAAAAAAAAGCGGAAAAGUGUAGAAGUGUAAAGGCAGAGAAAUAUAGGAAGAAUGUCCUUGAACCGUAGCACCGUGGACAAUGUCGUUUACGAUGCCGAGGAUCAAGUCAGUCCGAUGGUGUACGUCGCUGCAGCGAUCGCAUUGGGAUUUAUUGGAUUUUUUGGUUUCACCAUGAAUCUUCUGGUGGCGAUCGUGAUCGUCAAGGACGCACAGAUACUGUGGACACCCGUCAACGUGAUCCUGGUUAAUCUCGUCGUUGGCGAUUUCCUGGUGGCUGCGUUUGGAAAUCCUGUUGCGAUGGUUUCUGCUAUCACAGGCGGAUGGUACUGGGGCUACAAAAUGUGCCUCUGCUACGCUUGGUUCAUGUCCACCCUGGGGUUCGCCAGUAUCGGGAACCUGACAGUAAUGGCUGUUGAAAGGUGGUUACUGGUAGCCAGACCGAUGAAAGCUCUGUCCAUAAGGUAUGCGAUAACACUUGGAAUCUUCGUCUGGAUCUAUGCACUCUGCCUCUCUCUGCCACCACUAUUUGGCUGGGGUAGUUACGGUCCAGAGGCAGGAAACGUGUCUUGCAGCGUGUCCUGGGAAGUACACGAUCCUCUUACCAAAAGCGACAGCUACAUAGGAUUCAUCUUCGUGUUUGGUCUGAUCAUCCCCGUCUUGGUGAUCAGUAGCAGUUACGUGGCAAUUAUAGUGACCUUGAGAAAAGUGCGAAAGAGAGCAGGCGCAAGCGGAAGACGCGAGGCAAAGAUCACGAAAAUGGUUGCACUAAUGAUAACUGCUUUCCUGCUCGCCUGGUCGCCUUACGCUGCUCUCGCGAUCGCCGCACAAUAUUUCGACGCGAAGCCAUCGGCAUCGGUGGCUGUGCUUCCGGCGUUAUUGGCCAAAUCCUCCAUCUGCUACAACCCCAUAAUCUACGCAGGUUUAAACAGCCAAUUUCCCCGCUCUCUGAAGAAGAUCUUCGACGUACGAAUCGCGAGAUCCACCUUACCAGACAGUCAAAACACCGCGUUGACGUUGUUGAACAGACAAGAGCAAAGGAACUGAGGGCCACUGUCUCUAUCGAGCAACGCCAUAAGUGUCUGCAGCUAUGUAGACGUUGGAUGAAUCGUGGAACCAUAGAAUAUAAUUCGUCUUAACAACGUGGUUCUUCCUUCUCGCCCCUCGGUUGUUUGCUUUCGCCUCUUUUCGCCCGCUGAAUUUGCUUAUCCGAUUACGGAUUCACGUACGUGAGCGGAUCUUUUGUUUUUGCGAUCGAAUUAGUCGCGAGAACCGUGUUGAAUUUUGCCGGAAUACGCUAAACGUUCUUUCGUUUCGAUGCGAAUAUCUUAACACCUGGUGGAAGUUUCGAAAAUCGCGGAGAAAAGCAAACGAUACGCGUUCUUUUCUUUCGUUUUCCAGUAUUUUCGUUUGCUUUUUACAGUCUUCGUGACUCUCACGCGUUCCCAUGUGUUAAUUAAUGCGUGAAUCUUUUUUCGCUGCUUGGUUCCACCGAUGAACGUCGCAGUGUGUCUCUCGAAGAUCGUUCGUGUAAUGAAUCAUGCGAAUAAGAAGAAUUGAAUUUCAUUACGGUUUGGUCUCGCGCAGCGUGACAUUUCUUUACCUUCUUCUUCUUCUUCUUUGAUUUCAUUUUCUUUCUAUCAUUCGUAGCAGGUAGCUUGAAUAUAUUUUGACGCAGGUAAAUUGCUAAAAUGCCGAAUAAAAGAAACACCGAAGUUUUGAGUAGAGUAAAAUAGAGUUAUUUGAGUUCGAAGGAUAUUUGAGUCAAGCUAAGUAAUUUGCCUUGCGCUUCGCCGAAUCUCACAAUGAACAAUUUCCAAGCAAGCCACGUUUCGAGAUAUUCGACUUGUUAAUCACGCGAUAAACGAGAAGAGGGCUGAUCAUAAUGUCACCGAGAGAAACGAUAAGAAUCUUGAUUAAACUUCAUUUAUAAUCUAUAUUACACGCCACAUGUUUUAAAUCCAUAAAACGACAAUUGGUCGUAAAUUAAAACGUGGGAGGAAAAAAGCAAAGCUUGGAGCAAUGACGCAAUUACGUUAUCCAUCAAGUAUCGAUCGUAAAGCAGACGUGUUGUUGUAAUUUACAAAUAAAAAUAGCCAAUAAGCAAUCA